Amoebophrya sp. A120 is the source of this 8389-nucleotide messenger RNA. Lineage: Eukaryota; Dinophyceae; Syndiniales; Amoebophryaceae. The record is from the annotation of a GenBank genome assembly.
UCGAGUUCAAAUGCAGCUCCGCAGUACCAGCAGCUGCAACUCCCAAUAGGUGCCGACUCCAAGAUGAAGACUUCGCCGAUACCGGCGGGCUCCUUUCCAAAGUCCAGUGGUGCGGCGCCUCCGAGCAAGCAGCCGGAACCGCAAGCCCCGGGCUCUGCCUGGUUCUUCCAACCGCAGACGCAAAAUCAACGCCACAGGGAUGAAUCUGCGAAAAACGCACACAACGCGUCGGGAAAAAACAAGAACCAACAUCAACAGCAGCAGAUAGGCAGCAAAAAGGGCCAGCAGCAAGAUGAGAAACAGGAUCAUGGUGCAAGCAAAACGACGAGUCCCGAGGAUGUUGCGUCUCAUAAAGUGAACACAACCUCACCAAACGCGCAGGAGCCACACAACGCGCCAAAAAAGAAUGAAGGGGCCAACACUUCGCGAAAUAAUCCAAACAGCAGCGCAUCCAACCUUAACGGCAGAAAGGGAACGGACGACAAUAAAGGUAACAGAAAUGAUAAGAAGCAUGGGCGGUCGCGGCAGCGCAGUAAGGGAUCCUCGGUGGGCCAGCGAAGUUGCACCUCAAAUGAGUCUAGUUCGGACGAGUCUGAGUCGUCUAAAGAUUAUUAUGGACAUUCUUCCAAUGCAAACGGCCGCAGGAGGGAGCGGCGACGAAGUCGCAGGUCGCGUAGUCGCGGCUCCCGAAGUCCGGGCAGGGCAAGGAGUAACGACUCGCGAAACCGAAGCAGACCACGUGGCGACAGCCGGCGCGGAGGCCGGGGGCGUCGGGACAGGAGUCGCGGAAGAGGGGAUCGAGACGGCCGAAGAAACCGAUCGGGCGGUCGGCGUGGGCGGGAUCGAAGCGGUGGACGAGGCGAGCGCCGCGGAGGGUCCCUUCGACGAGACCGCGGUCGCAACAACGACUCUCGACGACGAGGUAAUAAUGAGCGAAACCGAGGAAACAAGCGGGACCGCGGCCAUAGCCAGGAGCGCCGCGGAGAUCGCGGCGCGCAACGCGGUGGAGGUGCUACUGGUGCUGCGAACAGGAACAAAAAUAAUAACAACCGGGAGGACAACGGCAAGAACAAGAAAACGACGUCUCCCGAAACUAAGAGAGAGCUAGUGCGAGCGAAUGGCGCCGAAGAUGUUGUCCCCGAUGGUGCCCAGAAGAACAAGGACAAAGUUGGUGGCAAUGCGCGAACAACGAGGCCGAAUGGGAAUGGAGUUCGCGGCGACCAGCAGGACGGAGAGGGGCGCAGUACAGAACAGCAACAGCGUGUAGAGAGUGCUGACAAGAAAAGUCGUGAUGCCAAAGACCGCGGCAAGCGAGACAGGAAGAACGACCAGGAGUCAUCCGACUCGUCCUCGUCCUCAUCAUCGCGUCGAGGUGCUGCUGGUCGGAGGAGUCGAGCCAGUAAAAACGAAAAGGAACAACAGACCACGAGGUCGUCAAAACUGGACGGCUCGGUGGAUGAAGAAGAGAAGAUCGUUGAUGCAUCCAAGCUUCCUCGGCCGCGGCGGGCCGAAGAAAGACAGGGGAACAAAAACAAUAUCGUCCGAACCCGGGAAGAGCGUGGUAGCAGCAGUGAAUUCGUCAUUCCACCGAUAAAGAACUUACGCGAUAGGCCGCAACAAGCACAGAUGGAUCGGGGCAAAGGCGGACGAGAGCGCCGUUCCAAGCCAGCAGGGGAUGAGCAGCCUGCUUCCAGUAGCAGUUGUAGCGGAGACGAAAACUACUGCCCGAACAAAGAUAAAGCUGACAAAGAACGCGACGAUCAAAAGCGCGGAACAACACGCGGAGGAGAGCACGCGUCAACCGAGGAAUUACAGUUGAAGGACCGGCGCAUCAAACACGAUGAACAAGAAACGAAACCUGACGCGGCUCCCGGUCCCGGUGCCGAGUCCGCUGGCACUUCUACAAAAGUGUUUCCUUCGAUCCCGGACCUCCUGGGAAAGUUAAAGAGCGUGAGCGACAGCUAUGACAAGCGCGCGACGGAGUUGCUUCACACGAAACCGGAGGCGGUGGACUGCGAGGAGCAGGAUCAACGAGAAGUGCAGACCCCAGGCGCACCAGCGAACGACAAGGACAGAUUCAUCGAGCGCGCCAUGAUGCUGGCAUCACCCCGGGGCACAGUCGGUCGGCCAAUGAAGCAACGGACCACAACAGGCUUUGGGCCGCCCGUUCACGCUCCACAGACGGCAUCAACCCCGUCCUCGCAUGGUCUCGUUGCGGUGGUGCAGCAGCCUUUUCAGCAACAGCUUGUCCCAGGAACGCCAAGCUCGGGACUCAACCCCGCUGCGAGCCCCCCACAACAUUUCGCGGGUCGUCCUAGCGGAGGUGUUGGAGCUACAGGUGUUUUACCGCCACCUCCGCAAGUAACGGCCGCGAUGAGGGUUAUGCAGACCGCCGCUGCUCAAAAGUUGCAGGAAGCCGUUAAUAUGAUGGGCAAGGGUGCUGGCAACUUCAUCAACACCAUGAACAACCCGGUCUUGACCACGAGUGGCAUGAACCCGCCGAGCAUGGCAACCGCACAUACGCCCAUGAUGAAGGGUAACCCCGGUGUUCUGUAUGCACAAAAGAUGCCACCCAUCUAUCCGCAUCUGCUGCAGCCGUCCCCUGCCGGACCGCCGCAUCAACUAAUGAAGGGCGCAUCUUCAUCACUGCUGGGCGACGCGGCAAAACCGAAAAAGGGGUCUCUCGGUCCGCAGAAUCUAGAACAAUCGCAGGCAUGUUGGUCACCGGAAAGCACCACGUGCGGAGGCACACACGCUGCGGGUAGUACCGCGCCACACCAUCAGCUUCAACACAGCGGGAAAGCGCACGGUUCCAGCAGCUCGUCGUCGCAGCAACAUGAUCAAACUAGACGAGGAAGUCCUGGCGCGCCUUCGCCUUCCUCGCCUGGCGAAGCGAACAAGAAGAAGCGCAAUGAGACCACGGUUCCUAAAGAGGACAAAGAGUACGCGAGCUCGGGAGGAAUGACAAAGUAUUUGGCAGGCCAGGAAGGCGGCGGGAAAGAGAUUAAGUCGGUUCUGGCAGACACGAUGGAGCUGCUCAACAAAAACAAAAAGCCGGAAGUGAGUAGUACAAGGAUGAAACGUCAGCGUGAGUUCAUGGGCACGCUGCCCCUGGACCAGAAUCGCGGUUCCGCCGCAAACGCGUCAGAAGACGAGGCCGAACCAGCGAAGAAGAAAGGUCGAAAACGUGCCACAGGAGACGGCAAAGCGACAGCACUGAAGAUCGGUCACGAGCAGGACCAGACCGGACUAGAUGACGCAGCCGAAAAGGACCAAAAGACGGAAGGAACUACAAAGAUCGCCGCCGGUGCGGGAGCAGGUGCUGCAAGUGGAAAUAAAGUUCAGACAAGCUCGGCCUCGCUUGGUCCAGGACUGAUCAGUCAAACUGCACAUCAACGCGAAAGCGCCCUUGCAAACUGGAAACAAAGCUGCUACCGUGUUGUAUCACCUCCGACAAGCAUUUCAAACCCCCAGGAGGAUGGACCACAGCCGCAGCCAACCUGGCGAACAGGGAUCACCCUGCGUCUUGCAGACUGGGAGGCUCUGAGGUGCGAUUUGUUGCGCGAUUUCCUGCAGACCGAGGGGAAGGCGUUUGCGAAGGACCAAGACGGUUACUUAUCAAAGUGAACAAGACCUCCUUCCCCGCACCUCAUCUUCAGUGGAAGAACGGUGUUGUAGCAUCAUUUUUCGACUUCGUCCACUAAUGAGUGCUGCUCAACAUCACUCUAGUAAAGUUGUUUUAUGUUUUCGUUUGCAGCAAGUCCAAGUUUGAAGUUGCGUGACGAAUUUCGCAGCUCUUGCAUCUGGAUGUCAUGACAAAUGCAAGUGCAUGCGCUACAGCUGCCGCCCCUUUUUAAGAUUCAAUCAUGCAUGAGAUGAUGUCUUGUAGGAUCGAUUAUGCUUGAGCGGGGGAUGAUCGUUUCACUUUGAUACCGCAGCAUCGACAUGUUGGACCUAUCCUACAACGUGCACCUGUCGGAUACAAAGUUGGCGGAAGUCCUCGAGUGCCUUGUUUCGUCGAAGACUUGGGCCCGUACCAUCUCACUCAAGGGCUGUAAUGAUAAGGCAAAAUCUGGCCACGGAAUCUAUUCUUUGCGGAUCGGGCUCGAGUACUACUUCGCGAAAUGCGAAAUUUUUCCUAUGCACGUCGACAUCGCCGGCACCGCGCUAGGGGGCGCGAAGUGCUGGGCGUCGUCCGCCAAAGGAAGCAGGAGUGCAGGAGAUGAAAGCAAUCGAGAAGAAGCUGCGCCGCUACAUCCGCAGGACCGGGAUCCAGAUCGCGAGACGGAUUUGCAGGUGUUGCAGUCGCAGGACCCUGCGCACUUGGCUUACUGGAAGGUGAAAGGAAUCGAUGAGAGGUCGCAAAAGAUUUUCCGGGUCGACAAAGGCCAAGAAACGAGGAGCAAGGUUCAGAACAUGGUCCGAAUCUUUCGCGAAGCGCAGUACCUGGGUGAGGAGGUAUUGAAGCCGCGACAGAUGAAAAAGCCCGGCGAAGGAGCGGAGCAGAUUAUUGCAAAAGUUUCGGAUUUCAUGAACUACAACACAGAUGUGGCAACACCCUUUGGCAGGCAGUUUCAAACGUUUCAACGUAUAAGAAAGAACAAGAAGGACCUGAACAAAAUAAACUUGGAGGAUCUGCUCAUCGGUAGUGCCGCGCAGAAGUACUUUGUGGCAUGGUUAGAGGAGAAAGCAGCACAAAGAGCCGACGCGUACAAGGAAAAAAAGGCACAAAAACGCAAUGAAGAGCUGAUGUUGCGCCAACAAGCAAAACCCCAGCAAAAUGUUGCGACCAGCAGUCGGAGUGGCGACGGCGCUGUACUGCAGGAGCCGCAACAAAUAAUAGCGCCAGCCUCUGCUUCCGGGGCGCCUGAUGCGCCAGCUGCACACGAGGACCCGGAAACCUGCGCUCAUAACGCCGGGCCUGAAACUACUCUACCUGUGCCAGAUGCUACGUCAACAUCCGCCACCUCUUGUGUCGCAAACGCACCGGAAGGGGGCCCACUUCCGGGUUCUUCUCCUGCAGGAUCAUCUUCAACAACGUCGGGGCCACCUAAUGGAAGUGAUUCUGCUGCGGCGAUGCCAGCCGACCCGCUCGCAAAGACUACAACUGUAAUGCCUGCACCUUCCCAAGACGUGGCGGACCGUGCCGCUGCGACAGAACUGCCACCUGUAGAAAAUAACCAAAACGACCACGACGACCUGACCACGAAUUCAGCGCCGCCAGCAGGUGGAAGUAGGGUAGACGCAGAGAUAGUAGGAGAGGAUCAGAAGAUAAGGCGGAGCGUCGAACAGCAAGCUUCGCUUGCCGCUCUCCCGAACACCACUGAGGUUUCGUCUGUGACAGCGGUCGACAUAGACGUAAAAAAAGAUGAUCUGCAGGACGAAGCUCCUCUUCCUGGUAAAGCGAGCAGGAGUCCAAUGUCGGAGCACCUACAUUCCAUUCCAGAAAAAGUAGAGCCCGAGCGGCCGCGAUCCGAGCAAGAGUUAUGCGACAAGAAGCUCCCUGGUGUGAUUACUGCAGAAAAUGAAGACGCAGGAGCCGAUGUACAGGAAUCCCCUCUGCAGGAACCGAUGAACAAGCUUCCGCAGGCGCACGAUCUUCCGACAGGUAGCAAGGACGACACGUGCGUGACGAAAGAAAGGAUCGGCGCAGAUGAGAAGCAGACCGAGCUACACAUAAAGAUGAUACCUGCCGUGGCCGCUCAGUCACUUCAUGCUGACGAGAAACUGCAGGGAGCCGUCGAGCGCGUCUGCGACCAGGCUGGUGUAGAGAUGAGAGAGGACGAGGUCGACGCCCCAGCUUCUACGAGGAGUCAAAGCCAAGAGCAAGAUAUAGAAACGGAAGGUCCGUCGAAUCUUCAAGCUGUGGAUCAUGAUGAAAUGAAACAUGUCUCUGCAGCUUCUGUGUCAUCUGUGGACAUCAAGUGCUUGUCCUCCGUCGUUGUGCAAGACGAAAACCACGACAAUUCCGUGCAGCUACCAUUGGUCUGCAGCGAAGGAGCAAAAAAUCCAGACCAAAAGGUGCCGCAACCGGAUGAAAGCGCAGUGCCAGCCAAAGAAGAACGCGCGCAGGGAAUAGAUGGGGAGAGCUUGUUGCUGGGCGCGGAUGCAGCUGCAUUUCUGAGCUCGGGCAAGAACGAUUCGUCUUCGUCUUCCAGUCAGCCCUUAGUACAACAGGAUUCCGGCCACAACCAGGACAUCGUCGUCGAUACGUCGUCAAGAGGACCGCGACAGGAACAAGACGCCAGCUGUAGCUCGCGGGAGUACGUCGACGUUGAAAAUCAAAAGCACGUGGACGUUCCUGAGCAGGCCCCCUCGCGACAAGAAUCCCCUGCUGAUCUUCCAGCAACCACGGUGGAGAUGAAUUCGCAGUCAAGCCAGAAGAAUGACUCGCUGGUGGAAGAACAACGGAGGACCUCUGAGACGCAGACGGCCGGAAAAACAAUAAAGCUGGGGAACAACAAACGACCGGCGUAUAAUGCUGCGUGGGAUGUAAACUGGUCCAAUCCCGAAAAGGAAAAACGGAAGGCCCGCAAGGCCGAGGCUGGAAAGAAUUUGCUGAUGCAUGCUUUGGACGGAAUUAAGAAAGAGCGAGGUCUGCCCGGUGCGAGUCCGGUCCUGGGCGCUCGAUCUUCAUCUUCAUCUUCAAGCGGAGGUGCAACAAGCAGUUGUGCUAAUAUGCUUGGCUCUUGCGACAAUCAUGGAACUACGACCCCCCUCGGCUCGUCUUCUACCGCAGCGGUGCUCAGCGCAGUAGUGCAGACGCCAUCAUCUUCUCUGGUGUUGGCAGAUGCAGCACCGGACGACGUUUCGGGCUCAGACGACGUUGACGGUAAUUCGAUCGAUGGCUACCCACUUUCUCAUGGCUCAAAAGCAAAGUUGCGGGAGGGGGACCACCUACAAGCAUCUGUGCCAUCGCCAAAACAGGAAAAGGCAGCCCAGCCACUUCAAGAACCCCCAGAAGAACCCUCUGCGGCACUGGUGACGAGUGUCGAACAAAUACUGAGCAAAAAAUUGAAGCAAAGUCCGAAAUAUAAUGAGACGAUAUCCGACGAGGAGUACCAGACCAAACUGUUCAAGAAGCAAGUUCAUGCAGACUUUAUAAAGCAUGACCGCGAAAAGAACCACCUGUGCUUCGAGUUUCGAGAUCCUAACGACAGCACCAGGAUAUUGCGAGGUAAGCUUCUAACGGGUUCUCCUCUGAACAUAACCGAUUGGAGAGGCAUGCUCAGCACCAGCGAUGCCCGACUGCAGAAGAACCAGCAAGAUCAGGCCAGAACUUGUGUUUUGGAGGACAAGGUUGGGGAUGAGAGGAAAUAUUGGGUGGAAAUUGUUCAGCGGCAGGCGGAUCCGACCUGCCAAAAAAACUAUUGCGUUCUGCGCGGCGUCGGGUUUAAAAGAAUUCUUCCCACUACACCUUCGCAGCAGCACAACGAACAAGCUACUCCUAGGGGCAAUAGUAGUUGAAGAGCAUUGCAGCUUAUGCUUCAUGUUUCUGCAAGUGUUGGAGCUGGUUUUGCGACUGCUAGUAUCAUGAGAUAGGACUUACUCCGCCAAGUGCUUACUUAGCUGCAAGAAGUCGAAAAGUAUGCUCGACAACCUAAAUGACGCGCAAAUCCAUUUGCCAGAUUCGGGCUUGUGUUUGAUGAUGGUGGCUUUGUGAAAGUCUCGGCGUAGAGUACUUCAUGCUUUUUUAUUGUUUCCUGAAGGCAAGAGACAACGAGAAUAUAGCACUGAUUGAAAACUCAAAUCCAGCCCCCGCUGCUAGUUCUUGAUUUUGUCCAUUCCGGUUUCUCAGUCUCACAUUCAUACGUAGUACGCUUAGUCGUGAGUAAUAUGAGCAACGUGCUGUCGCUAGUUUUCUUCUGUACUAACGAGUAACACUGAAUGUGUAAAAGUGUAGUCGCAUCAGCCACGGCCACGGCGUCAAUUUGUUCUUGUCCCUGAAAAGCGCUGAAAUUCCUGGCUGUAAGAAUAUAAGGUAAACAAAAAUACAACAAAGCAAGCAAAUUUACACUUUCGACUUCCAUCUGUUUCCUGCGUAAAAAAAGCUUAAUUUUCCCCAAAAAGAGGAUCACUUAUCUCCAUUUACUUCGGGCAAACUGGCUAAAAAUCUAACUACAAUCAAAGGUAAGAAAAAGUUCCUGAACUUGGAAUGUAGGCAUUAUCGGCAACACAAAUUAUUCUCAGACGACAGUUGGCUUCAUCAGGGUAGGGCACUAGCAUCAUGGCUGAGCUAAGAGAAGGUGUUUUUUGGUCCUUGGCAUGAAGAUUCAGUGGUAUUAAAUGCCCUUCGGAACAAUUGGGGUCGACUUGGAAGAUAUUUUGCGUUCGAAUCCGAACAUCGACAGAUUGAAUAUGAAAAUUGCGCUGCAUUUUUACCGAUAUC